Messenger RNA from Lytechinus variegatus (green sea urchin), 6792 nucleotides. Its product is annotated as coiled-coil domain-containing protein 178-like. Bases 202 to 3318 code for a protein of 1038 amino acids. NCBI's taxonomy places the organism in Eukaryota, Metazoa, Echinodermata, Echinoidea, Temnopleuroida, Toxopneustidae. The transcript is spliced from 20 exons. The record is from RefSeq and is a predicted model, not a curated record.
UAAGCAAGGUAAGCAAAAUGUCUCAAAAUUAAAGACAGCCAAAGCAGAAUAUUCAUCAUUCAGUGGACAAAGUAAGGCAAAAUAAUCAAAAUUUCAACGGUGUUAUAAGCCAGAUGAGGGAACUGGGAAAUCAGCACCCAAAGUGAAAGUGAUGGAGUCAUUAAAUUAGGACUGAAAUCUAGUUGUGAAAAAAGAUAAACAAUGAGCACUCCAGAGAAACAGUCAAGUGUGGAAAUCACAUUGGAGGAUGAACACCACAAGAGGGCGCCAAUCUCUCUAUCGAGUACAAAGGAUGAGAAGCCUAAAGCGUUUCUGACCCAAUCAAGGACUGGGUCUGGAUCUAAGUAUAGUCAAUCUGAAACCUACAGUAUCGGAUUGUCAACCACCUUAGAUGGCAAGGUACAGAACAGAGUAGGACUGGCACCAAAUAAACCUGGCUAUGACAGAUCUGGCGCAGGAGGUCGUUCGGACAGCGCAGAAGGGGAUUCUGGGAUUGAUGAGGAGAGUCCCAGAUUCAAUCAACAAGAAGCAUUAGAUAAGGUCUACCCUCUCCCAGAUGGCUGGCCACGUCUCCAGGAUAAACUCUUUACGCGGAGGGCGCUUUUCUUCCGCAAGCCGAUGUCGCCGAGCAUUGCCAAAGCUGCUGAGCAGCUGCGGCUCCUGCAGGAUCGCAUCGAGGCCUGGAGCCGAGAGGUGGAGCUAGAUAUACUCAGCAGGAGAUCAUCUAUGGUCUCGGCUGUAAGUGUAAAGCCUCCAGCAGGACAACCAUCUUCAAGGGGUGCAGGAGAUGUAAGCACAAGACAGACACCGGCAGAGGGCAAAGUCCGCAAGCAGCUUCGGUUCGCAACUAACACUGAUCGUACAGGGACCAGUAUGUCAUCCAUGACGUCCAGUCACUAUACUACCCCAGCCCCUCCUCAUGGUACACCGGGCGGUGCAUCUACAGCUGAUCUCACUGUGCAAGGCAUAGGAACAGUUAUCUCAGAUUUGGAGAGCUUAGCGGACAUUCCUGAGGAGUCGGUCCCUCACCUCGGGGCGGAGGAGGUCAUCGAUGAGGUCGUGACCUUGUUAGGUCGGCUGGAGACGGACCGAGGAGAUACAGAGGAUUUGUUUAAGAAGGAGCAGGUUCGUGUGGGAUGGCUCCAAGGAAAAAUUGAUCGGAUCUCACAGAAAAGAAUGUAUGAGCUGCCAAGGGUUAUUCAACAAGAGCAUGAGGCUUGUGCUACAGAUAUAGCCGAGCUGAAGUGGCAUAAUGCCUAUAGAGGGCGCCAAAAGGACCGCAUCCAGAAUCAAGUAGAGAAUGCAGAGAUGUUAAAUUCAAGAUUGAAGGAGGAUAUUGCUUUUGUAGAAAAGCAUUGCCCUCUGGUAGAGGAGAAGUUAGAGCUAGAGAGAGGAGCUAUGAAGAGGAUAGAUGAAGCACAAGAACAAACUGAAGCAGAGCUGAACAAGACCAAUGAGAAGCUGAAGCGAACAGAGAACAAGUCUGCUGAAGCUCUUGGGAAAGCAGAUAAAGAAAGGGAACAUAUCAAGAAAGAAUUAGAAUCAGUCAGAGAGACUUUAGAAGAAAUUAACCAUGACUUAGAAGCUGCCAAGGUUUUAUUCCAAUCGUAUACCAGUCAAUGUUCUGACCUGAGAGACAAGAUUAAAACCGCAGAGCAUGAGAAGGUCUUGCUUCAUACAAGAGAAGAGAACUCGAGGAAAGCUGAAAAGCUGCAGGCUGUGAAGAUCAAACAAGUCCAGGAUCGCAUCAUUGAGGCCGAGUUUGAGCAUCGUAAGCUAGCUGAUAAUAGCGUCUCACUCAGUACUACCAUUGAAACACUGAGGAAAGAUCACAAGGAGUUGGUAGCACGUCAAGAAGAGUUAGCUAAAGACCUUUUAGCAACGUUGAGAUCAAAGGAAGAAGGAUGUAGAGAGAUGACUAUGACUCUUGAUGAUAUGGAUUCUAAGAUCAGAAAAUGUAAGAAACAGAAGACAUCCGAUGCUAAGAACACAGAGCGUAUCAAGCGUGAGAUGGGGAAGGUUGAGACACAGCUAGCGGUAGUGGAUGAAGAAUAUCAGAAGAUAAAGGUCAUCAAUGUAGCUGUUAGGAAUAAACUCACAGGAGAGGAAGAUAAGGCUAGAGCAAUGGAAGACUCAUUACAGAGUACGGUGGACAGUCUAAAAAAACAACUGAGAGAAGAGACUCACAACAGGACAGUCCUACAAGCUCGUAUUACAGCGGAUACUACGGAUCUAGCUAAGAGACAGGUUGAAGCGAAGAAGAAGAAAGCAAAGGUGACCCAGAAGGCUAAUGAGAUGGAUGAAAUCGUUGCCAGGGUUCUUGCCGAAACUAAGAUCUUGAGGGAAAAGAGGGCCAGCAGACAAAAGGCAAUCAACAAGAUUCAAGAAAGAAUGGAAAGCAUGAAACAAGAGGAAGAAGAACUCAAAGCUCAAACAAUCAACAAAAAAGCAGAAUUGGAACCUAAAUUGAAGAACCUACUGGAGGAAAUAUUAAAUCGUCAACGACGCUUGGAUCACAUGGCCUACAGGACAGACCUGAUCAACAAAAAGUUAGCUGAAAUGGCUCAGAGUGAAGGAUUCAUGGAUAGAGUCAUCAAGAACACAAGCGAAGAGAUUGAAGAAAUGAGUGCGGAUGUAGAAGAGAUGACCAUUCAGCUUGAGACCGGUCAGAAGCAGCAGAAAGAGCUUCAGAUGUCAUUAGAUCAGGUGACCGGUAGAAUGGGAGAUAGAGAUACCACCCAUUUAGAACACAUGGCAGCUAGGAGAGUUAUACUAGAAGAUCUAGUGGCUCAGCUAAGGGCAGGUCUAGACACCAAUGGAACCUUGGCCCAUGAAUACAGAGAACUCCAACAACACUACUACAAGAUCAAAGAAGAGAGUAUGAACUUAUUAGAGAAGAGAACAGGUCUGGAGAUGAGCCUCAAGGAUCACAGACAGCUGAACAGUCUUCAGAUCCGACUCCACCAUGCCCUCUCUCAUUAUUUCUUCAUCCGAGGGUUGUACAAUCAUAACGAGCUUGCAAGGUUUGAAGAGAUGUCUGCUGAGAAUGAGAUGAAGAUUGGAGAACUUCAAGAAGAUAUGAUAGCAGCCAUACAAACCAUCAGUGGCUUCUUGAAUGAACAGGUUGAUGGUACAGCAGCUAGACUAGUAACAGCUGCAGCUAGCACAGUUCUUAUGGACGGCACUGAGAAGGGUCUCGGUGUGACUCCAGAGGGCGCCUUAACAGGUCCUAUGACGAGAGCUGGUAGCAUGGGAGAUAAUCUUAAGAUGCCAUUGCCUAAGAUAAUGAAGACUCCUGAAGCGAUUAAGACGAACUGAUCAUCCAGGGGCUGGUUUCAUAAAACUCUUUGUAAAGUUACAAACAACUUUAGGUGUGACUGGGAUAUGAAGCACCAAAAUCGUUAGUCAAACGUUUCUAUUUUCUUUAGUUUUGACUGUUGGUGAUGGAGAUUUUAUUCUAAUAAUCUCAUUAAAAUGUAAAAUAUCAUUCUCUGCCUCAGCGAUAUGUGUUGACAGUGUUUUACAUCAGCGUUUUUCAACUUAUGUCCCACCACCAUUUUGACCUGUUCACACGUGAAUCUACCCAAGCCAUGUCAAGUUACAAGCAUAACAGCCCUUCGUACAAACUAGAAAACUAAGAAAGAUCACUCUUUGAAUAACACUCAAAAUGGGGCUGGAGAAACAUAUUUUAUAGAAUUUUCCUGUUAUUAGGUAAUGUGAAAAAUAUAACAGAGAGACCGAGUGGCUUCACUACCUACUCCAUAGAGUUUAACAUCAGUGUAUAGCAACUUUGGGGCAAUUUCAUAAAAUCUUUUUUGUAUGCCCCAACCCCCAUUUUCUCCAUAUUGUUAUGUCAGUGCAAGAAUACCCAGAAUGCCAUAUUUUUGCGCAUUGCAUGCACUCAUAAAUGCCUUAGUAGCACGCAUAAGUGGUGUUUCUGCACCAAUGUGUUGCACAAAAAAUUUUUGCUUAGGGCGUUCUUGUAUUAACACAACAAUUUUUUAUUCUUCACCCCAUGAAAUACCCAUGCCAUGUCAAUUUAAGAGCGUUACAACCUUUCAUACAAACUAGGAAAUUGAGGCAUUGUUUCAGGAAUGCUCCUUAUAUUAAGGGUUGGACAAUCAUAUUUUAAUAAUGAUAGUAAUAAUACACUUCAUUUAUAUAGCACCUUUUCGUCAGAUACAAAGCGCAUAAUUUUAUUAUAACUUUAAAAAUAACAGAAAGACAUAGGGGCUUCAAUACAUACUCCAGUCAUGCAUAACUUCAAGAUAAUUUAUGAGCCUGUUCCUUUAAAAUUCAUACUCCUAAUAUGAUGUUGCCCUUUUGAUAAUAAGAAAGGGGCCUGUGGUGAUAUGCUGCAGGGACUAUUCUUCAGAUUAUAUAGUAAUUCCUACCUUUCACUCUAUUUUAAGUUUCAGAAAACAUCUUCUUUCUUUGUAAAUAAAGUAUUCUUAGUUUUCAUCAGUUUAUCCCUGCUUCUGACCUUUCCUUCUUUCCUGGAUUUCUCCCUCCAGUGCUUUUGGAGAUUAUUCCUAUGAAGUCAGUAGUAUAAAUCCAAUGUUAAUAUAUCAUCCAGGGGUUAAAGCGGAAUACUUUGAUUAUCAUAGUAGAAACAAGGUAGAUAGUUGUGGCUACAUUUAGGUUCUGAACCUAAAGCAACAACUUCCAAGCGACACAUGAAUUUUAUAGAUGAAAUAUAAGGCUUGAAAAUAUGACCCAAAUUUACAAAGAAUUAUCAAAAAGAUUUUUUUUUAAAUAUUAGAGAUUGCUUGUCCCAUUACAAAAAGCUUUGCAAUUAAUCAUUGUACACAUUCCUAUAUGAUUGACUGCACUGACCACAAUGCAGAAUUAAUCACUAAAUCAAUUAUAUGAUCAAUCAUUAAAUUUUGUCAUGGAGUCAGAUGAAUAGAUGUCUUACAAGAAGCACAUUGUCAGAAAUAUUUAUCUCAUAAAGCUUGUACAUACAAUAUUAAAACUCUGACUAUUGUCUGUUCUCAUGAGAGUUAUAUUUUACCAGGUCUUUCAUUAAAAAAGUGGUAUUAUAUGAUUCAUAUGUUAUCAAAUCUAUUCAUUUGUCAAAGUGAAAAUAAUAUUAAGGGCUUAAAAACAUUUGUAUUAAACACUGUAUAAAUGUUUGGAAAUAGUUAUUGUUAAUCAUCAUUUGUAAACUUGUGAUCAGUUGCAAUUUGUGGAAUAUUGUCAAGAGGAUAAUCUAUUAGAGAGAACGGAUUGAAUUAUCUUUUUGAUUAGUAAAAAUAAUGGGAUGUUGACAUGAAUUCUAUGUUGCCUUCAUUUUCAAUGCAGCUGUCUAGUUGAUCAAUUUGAUGUAGUGCCUCUUAAACUCUGCUCUUGAAAAUGACUUCUGAACAAAACGUUGCCUUAUAUCUCUUUAUUGACUUGUAUUCACUCUUCUGCAAUAAUCUGCAACAAAUUUUUGAUUAAAACAAGGUAGAAAAUGUCACUCCUCAAUAAAUUGGCCAAUUUAAAUUGUGAGAUUUUGGUCAAGUUUGAAAAAAAAUCUGAGCUUUAAAAUAUGUAGUUUGUCAAAAUUGAUUGACAAAAUGUCUCUAGCAGUCUGGAAAAAAUUAUCUCAAAGGAACUCUUACAUCGUUUUUUCUUUUAAUUCAAUUUCAAGUAUGUGAAUUAUUACUCUGUACAAUGUCUAGUGGAGAUCUCUGUGGUGAAAUUUCAGAUCUUUGUGAAUAUACAUGCAUACCUAAUUUAGUAGUUCUAUAUCUAUUCUUGCCAAUGUACAGUAAAAAUGUGUGAAUGCAUGUAUUCUUGUAGUGUUUCUUGAUCAUUCAUGUGUAUAGAAAACAGAAUUGUGCAAAUAUUUAUUGCUGACGAGAUGAUUUCUUCUUGUGAGAAUAACCUCUUCUGAGAGCAUAGAAUUUAUCCAUUUUGUAAUCACAAGGAGCUUACAUGUGUGAAAUACAUUGUAUAUGUAUUUUGAUAUAUUUUCUUCAAGUGAGAAAAUAUAAUUCAACAUACAGUGUGUCCCAGAAAAAAGAUAAUUCAGUGUAUUUUUUGCUAUCCUGAUCAUAAAUUUUCUUCAUGAAAUAAACAUGCAUGAAAAAAAAUAUGCUUCUCUUCUGUUCAUAAUGCAUGCAUGACCAAGUUUUUUUAUGGGACGCACUGCGGUUUGAUAACUAACGAUGAUAGUGAAAAAUUAUGUAUGUUCUGAAACCAGUAGCAUGAUGAAUAUAAUCAAUCGUACAAUUAAUUGUAACUCUAAACCUAUGGUAAUCCAUGUAUAAAUAGUUACAAUCAAUUAUAGCUAUUGGUUGUACACUACCAUGUAACAGGGUCCAUUAGAUGGAAUUGAUUGUAAACUAUUCACCUGUAUACGCUUUGUUGCGACUUGUACCAUUUAAUUUAAAGGAGAAAAUGUCUAAUUUUGUGAACUUGAACAAAUACUGGUUGCAUUCCAAAUUAACUUUUGUCAUUGUAAAGUACAAUAUUUCUUGUCAUCUUAUAUGCAGUCUUAUGGAAAUGUUUAGCUCUUCCAGGGCUCUGGAACACAAAGUUUAGCAAUCAAUCACUAAAUGCCAAUGACCAAUCAAGAUUGAUGUUGCAUGUGCAUUUUGUACCAAAUGCUGGACAGGAACCAAUCAGAAUGGUUCUUUCAUAUUUUUAAUCUGUGUUACAGGGCCAGGACCCUUAGUGAUUGAUUGCGGGGCUGCUUUGUAACCAUUGCAAUUAUUUGUGUUUCAGGGCCCGCUUCUCAAUCCGAUCUAUGCAUUCUGUGUAUGUGAGAUUUCAAUAUGCAAUAAAUAAUUAUCUUAGAAGUGA